Exaiptasia diaphana is the source of this 1729-nucleotide messenger RNA. RefSeq names its product homeobox protein ceh-30. The coding region runs from base 348 to 989 and encodes 213 amino acids. Gene Ontology annotation, molecular function: DNA-binding transcription factor activity, RNA polymerase II-specific; DNA binding. Gene Ontology annotation, biological process: regulation of DNA-templated transcription. The record is from RefSeq and is a predicted model, not a curated record. The transcript has 2 exons. NCBI's taxonomy places the organism in Eukaryota, Metazoa, Cnidaria, Anthozoa, Actiniaria, Aiptasiidae.
UCAAGGAUUAAGUAGUCGUACCAAGGAGCUUUACUUUGAUUGGAGAACAAUUGCACCUACGAUAGUCCUUUAACCCUGCUUCCUUUUACAUGAUAUUUUUGGGCUUUACGAAUUAGACUAAUAAGCUAUGUAUAUGUAUUCCAAACAAGAGACCCCUUCAGAUGUCACUUUACUUGUCCAUCACGCGGUCGCCGUCCAGUGAGUGGUUUCGCCUUGAACAAUGCGUUCAAAUAACUAGCGCCAUCUGCCUCUGCUAGCAUAACAUCUCUGGCCAGGGCCUCUCGACACAUCUGCUAGGCACAAGAAACGAAGUUGCAUCGGACAACCAUUGGGAAAUCAAAUCAAAAAUGUUUUACCAAGACCCCAUGCUGUAUUACCAUCCACAACAACCGCGGUUCACCUUUGCUUCGCACAACUCAAUCCUUCCUAGGACACCGUCGCAUCAUCCAGCAAAUCGCUCACCAUUCCUGAUUGAGAACCUACUAAAUAUUCCUCGACCUUCAUGCAUGAUUCCACCAAGACAAGAGGUCUUCCAAGAAUCAGUCCCACCUACUGGCAGUGGCUCGGACUCGCUAACAUUCAGUAUGCGUUCUAUACUAUCAAGUCGCAACGAGCCGCCAGUCUUUCAAGACCCUAGUGCAGAGGUCAUUAGACGACUACCCGUGUACUUUCGCGUCAAGCCAACUCUGCGAACACCAAGUGGACGUCGUUGUCGUAAAUCUCGUACAGUAUUCACUGAUUUACAGCUUCGUGUCUUAGAGAAAACAUUCUUUGAACAGAAGUACUUAGACACGUCGAGCCGAGGAAAACUUGCGCAGACUCUUGGUCUAAACGAGACACAAGUCAAAACGUGGUUCCAAAAUCGACGAAUGAAAUGGAAGAAAGAAACUGGGAAAGACGAAAUAAAUGAAAAAGACAAUGACAAUGACGAACAAAAACGUAAAGAAACGAGCAAACAAGACAUUGAAAAAGGUGCGAACAUUUCAUGAGGACAUUUCGUUAAGUAAAAGUACCAGAAUGGUACACUCAAACUGAAUUAUGCUAACGAGAGAUAUUUUUCCGAUUAAGUCCAAAGCUCACUACAACUUGCUUGGGAUGAACAUGAAAUCUUAUAUUCUUUCCGGAACAUAAAAUUUCUUCAAUGUCAGGACAGUCCCAAGUAAAAUCCCAUUUCAUUGGGUUGUUAAUAUGAAAAAGACACUUGUUCAUAAAAGAACAAAACACAAUAGGGAAAUUAUGGACAUUUGGAUGAGUUUUCCGGUCUGUGCUCACUGCAUGUCACAAUAAAAAGGUUUGAAUAAGCACUUUGCUGACAAUAUUGAUUUCGCCAGUCAUUAUGUGACCGUUUUCAGUAUUUCUGUUUUCAUGCAUUGAGCUGAGUUGAGUAAUAACGUUGGUGAAGUAAUCGAGAGCUCCUUCGAUAAAUCGAUGGAAACCACAAACAAAAACGAUGUGAAAAACGUCAAGGUACAUUGAUCGUUUUAAUUCCAGUAAGCAAAAUCUUCCUUUCGUUUCGCUUCAAUAAUUGUCAAGCCAACCCCACACCUACAUUAACAAACUGAAAACGCGCUGAUAUAAAGGUCUAUAUAUAUAUAAUAAUAAUGACUAAAAGCUUGAAAAAAGGCUAAAGUUCACAUGAAAAACGCCAAUUUAGUCAACUUUUAAAAUGUGGUUAGAGGAUAAUAUUUAAUAUCUUUUUGUUUUGAAUAAAAUUCAUUCAUUAAUUGUC